Molecule: messenger RNA, 1380 nt
Organism: Trichobilharzia regenti
Lineage: Eukaryota; Metazoa; Platyhelminthes; Trematoda; Strigeidida; Schistosomatidae
Source: the annotation of a GenBank genome assembly
UGUUUGUUUACGCAGUUUACUUAGUGUGCGCGCAUGUUGGUAGAAGCAAUCAUUCGGCAUGGUACGCGGUCAGGUGUCAGAAGAACAUGGACUUCUGUAACAUUGCCCAAAAGCGCAACAGUAAAUGACUUUCAUCCUAAGAGUCGCUCCACCUCGCCAGCUUAAAGUCGAAGUAGAAGAAAAAAUGUUGAGUUCCAUAAGAAGAUGAGUCAUCAUAAGAUGUCGACUGCCUGAUGCCAUUUAACUAACAGGUGGUCCGGUUGCACAUGAAUGCCUGUGUGGUAUGCGAACCCCGUUUUUCGGUGCAACGUCUGGUCGCUCGCGUCAUUACAACCUAUUGUCACCACAACAUGCCCUAAGAUGGUUGAAAAACGGGCACAAGUCAGAUCGCCUUCGCUAUCACGGGUUCGGAGCUCAAUGGUACGCUUCAAUCAGUCUUCGUGUCAACAAUGUGUCCGCAUAUAACACGAAGUUUCUAUUACCAUGAACUGCAUUAUGUGCGAAUGAGAGUAGUGCUGUACGGGUUGUGACAUUUCGCUGAAUAAAACUUACUGAUUUGUGGAUAAUUUGGGGUGGUGUUUUACUCUGUCCAGUGCAGUUUGAUUUGAGUGAUAUCUUGAGAGGUUCCUCUUCUACGUCGACCGGAGAUUUGGUCAGGGAGAUCUUGAGUCUGCUGCUAAGCGCUUAUCCGAAGGCAGUUCGCGUAUGGAGGAGAGCGUCUCUUGCUUUGGUUGUUCAUAGUGGUGUAAGUCUCGGAGAUAUGUCGGCAACGUGGUACCGCCUGUUUGUGCCUGCUAGACUUCAUUCAGAUUGUUGUUAGGAGCUGCGGACUACAUGCCUGUGUUAACUCUUUCGGUAAGCAUCUGUGCUUGUCUAAGGUUCUAGGUGAUCGUUGGAGAGCUAGUGAUUGCACGUGGGGCCAUUCGAAUGUUUGGUCUUCUAUUAUGGGGUUGCACAAUCAAGCCUCACUGACAGGCCCUUGAACGUCCGACCAACCAGUUACUAUGUCUGGCGUGACGAACUCGAUACAGGGGAUGAGAUCUUCUGACGGUUGUCUGCUCUUAACGACAAGCAUUCAACCAAGGUUAUCCAAUUAUCUGCGCGACUAUAGCUGUGUAUGACUAAUCUGGACGCCUUCGAGUCCGUCACCGUCGAGAAUGCGAAGAAUGAGCUGAGAAAAGUCAUUUUCGUGUACAAUUAGUCGAUCGCCCCCAAAUAGUCCCUUCCUAGUGUCUUACCCUUUAGGAAUAAUGGUCGUUGAUCCUAGAAGUAUGUUACUCACUGGCUAGAAACAGUAAUUUCGUCGAGUAUUCCUUUCUUUGUUGUUCACUAGUGGGUAAAUGUGAAUUGUAAUAGCCGAGGGCAUGAGGUAGAUUAAAU